UCCAAAGGUGCAAUUGUGAGUCAUGAUCUUGUCCCGGUGGAUGUCACAGCAGGAACUGUCAACAAAGGGGAGCUGACAGUCACACUGAGUCAGGUGAUGGACCUCGCACCGGUUGCCCAGGUGAUUGUUUACUCCGUGAUGCCCAAUGGGGAGAUGGUCGCAGACAGCCAGGACUUCCCCGUUCAGCUCUGCCUCAACAAUAAGGUGUCCCUGAAGUUCUCGUCUGUUCAGAAGCUUCCAGCGGAGGAGGUGACACUGACACUGAAGGCCAACCCCAAAUCACUGUGCUCUGUCAGAGCCAUCGACCAGAGUGUCCUUCUGCUGAAACCAGAACAGGAGCUCACCAUUGACUAUGUGUUCAACCAGCUGCCUGUACAGAAGCUGUCGGGGUAUGAUUACGAGGUGGAGGACUUUGAGUCGCAUCGUUGCUUCCCCGGGCCAAUCCCCAGGCCAAUCCCUAUGCUUCCGCUUGAGCCUGUGCCUGAACCGGAUCCUGAACCUGAAGUCACCCCGACACCUCCCAUCCAUGUUGACGUCGGCGUUCGAUCAAAGCGCUCGCUUUUCCGUCCGUUCUAUCAGAUGAUAGAUGUUUACAGCAUUUUUAAAGACAUUGGAGUCAAAAUUGUGACAAACUCAGAUGUGAAAAAGCCCUACGACUGCUUCCUGUUUAAGUUUAAUGGCAUUGGUGAACCUGUUGCCUUUAACUUGGAAGUGGCUAGAGGUGGAGAAGCUAGAGGUCCAGAGGAGCAGAAAGAAGAGACAGUCAGAACAGAGUUUCCUGAGACCUGGAUCUGGGACCUUAUUACUGUGGGAGACGGUGGCUCAGCGAGGAUGGAGAAGACGGUCCCCGACACCAUCACCAAGUGGGCCACCAGCGCGUUCUGCGUGUCCCCCACUGGCUUUGGCGUGUCACCCAACACCGGGCUCACCGUCUUCCAGCCGUUCUUCGUCAGCCUCACCCUGCCUUACUCUGUCAUCAGAGGGGAGGUGUUCACACUGAAGGCCACCGUCUUCAAUUACCUCACCCGUUGCAUAAUGGUCAAAGUAACUCUGGCUGCCUCUGACCAGUACACCUUCAGGGACUGUGAAGGCUGCCAGUACAGCACCUGUCUGUGUGGAGAGGAGACCAAGACCUUCUCCUGGAUUGUGACUCCGUCUGCUUUAGGCGACGUGAGCCUGAAGGUCAGCGCCGAGGCCCUGAGCACCCGCGCUCUGUGCGGCAACGAGGUGGCCACGGUGCCGGACGUGGGCCGGAUCGACACGGUGAUCCAAACGCUGCUGGUGGAGGCUGAAGGAACCCCUCAGAUGGAGAGCCACAACGCUCUGCUGUGUCCUGCAAAUAGUCCAGUGGAGAAGAAGGUCUCCCUCCUGCUGCCUGCAGCGUUUGUGGCCGGAUCAGCCAGAGCGUCCGUCUCUGUCCUGGGUGACCUGAUGGGCCGGUCCCUGCAGAAUCUGGACAAGCUGCUGGCCAUGCCGUACGGCUGUGGGGAGCAAAACAUGUUGCUGUUCGCACCAAACAUCUUCAUCCUGGACUACCUGAAAAGCUCUGGUCAGCUGACUGAGGCCAUCCUGGCCAAGGCCAAGCGCUUCCUGGAGGGUGGGUAUCAGAGGGAGCUCAACUACAAGCAUGACGACGGCUCCUACAGCGCCUUCGGGAACAGCGACCCCUCUGGCAACACCUGGCUCACUGCGUUUGUGAUGAAGUCCUUCAGCGGAGCCAGAAUUUACAUCUAUGUGGACCCACAGCACAUUAAGGACGCCAGGACCUGGCUGUCCGGACUGCAAAAGAGCGACGGCUGUUUUACCUCUGUUGGCAAGCUCUUCCACAACAGCAUGAAGGGGGGGGUGAGCGACGACGUGUCGCUGACGGCUUACAUCGUUGCUGCUAUGCUGGAGUCGGAUGGAGUGACCUCGGACCCCGUGGUGCAGAGGGCCCUGGGUUGUCUGAAGCGUGCUCUGGCCAGAGACUUCGACAACCAGUAUACCAAAGCCUUGAUGUUGUACACCUUCAGUCUGGCUGGAGAUCAGGAGACAAGGAGCAAAAUAAUGACCGUUCUGGACCAGAAGGCAGAGAAGAACGGAGGCACCAUUCACUGGGCGAGAGCGGGUUCUUCUGACAGUGGUCUGGAUUCCGUAGAAGUGGAGAUGACCUCCUACGUGCUGCUGGCCCUGCUCGUCUCUCCUCCCCUAGAGGGCUUCAGCUUGGAUUACACUUCAGGCAUUGUCCGCUGGCUCGCUCAAAAGCAGAACCCAUACGGCGGCUUCUCCUCUACACAGGACACAGUGGUGGCCCUCCAGGCCCUGGCCAAGUAUGCCGACGCCACCUACAGCCCACAGGGAACAACUACGGUCACGGUGACGUCUCUGGGAGGCCUGAAGAAGGAGUUCACGGUGACGCAGAGCAACAGGCUGCUGUACCAGGAAGAGAGGCUGAGCGAGGUCCCUGGAGAGUACACCAUCAGAGCCGAGGGGCAGAGCUGCGUUCUGGCUCAGAUUUCCAUGCACUACAACAUCCCCCCUCCUGAUGACUUCUCUGCCUUCACCCUCACUAAGAGCAUCGAAGCCAGAUGCAAACUCAGCCGGCCACGUCUCCAGCUCGCGGUUCACGUCAGGUACGUGGGCAGGAGAGCGGAGACCAACAUGGCCAUCAUCAACAUUAAACUGCUGUCUGGAUACGUCCUGGAUCAGAGCUCCCUGCAGCAGCUGCAGGACGACCGCUCAUUGAAGCGUGUGGAAGUAGAUGACGGCUAUAUCAACAUCUACGUGGAUGGGCUGAAAAAGGAUGAGGUACAGACCUACAGGGUGACUCUGGAGGAGGACCAGCGUGUCAGGAACCUCAAACCAGCUGUGAUUAAAGUCUACGACUACUACCAGCCGAUUGACCAGGCUGCCACGGACUACACAUCCCCCUGUGCAGAGAGUGACAAUGACAACAAGGUGUAACUCCAGCCCAGGACAGCUGAAGGAACUACUGUGUGACGUCUAGCCCUGCAUGAUGAUGAUUGUUUUGAAACUAAGCUGUCGGGUUUUACUUUGGGUAGCCUUAGGUACUUUUUUUUUUUUUUACUUUUAGCUCUCUUGCUGGGUUUUAUUCUUUUUUAUUUACGGUCACAUUCCAAGAUAAUUUUUAUCCGUGGCAGUGACUUCAGGAAGAAUCAGCAAUGAUCAGAAUAGUUUGUGCCGUGUCUCUGUUCAACACUGGAAAAUCGCACUAUAACCCACUGGAAACAACAGAGGACUGUUUACUGAUGAUAGUUUUUUUUUAAUAGAUCUGACAGAAAUCCACAUUAUUCAUACAUGAAAGUGACACGUGAGACAUACAGGCUAGCAACAACACAGCAUGGUCAGAGUACUGAUUGUGUCUGCCAGGAUCUGCUCUGUAGGGAGAAAAGGAGAAUCCAGACUGAAUGGUGCUGGGGGAUUUCCUGGGUGUGUAUACGUACCUGCACAGGUGUUCUGUUGUACCAGUAAAAAGAUAUAUUCAUACAUGACUACUGUACAAUUUCAUAUGCAAGUUGCAAUAAAAGCUCUAAAAUGACA
Fundulus heteroclitus (mummichog) is the source of this 3540-nucleotide messenger RNA. Its product is annotated as alpha-2-macroglobulin-like protein 1. The transcript is spliced from 24 exons. Bases 97 to 2943 code for a protein of 948 amino acids. The record is from RefSeq and is a predicted model, not a curated record. Gene Ontology annotation, molecular function: endopeptidase inhibitor activity. Gene Ontology annotation, cellular component: extracellular region. Lineage: Eukaryota; Metazoa; Chordata; Actinopteri; Cyprinodontiformes; Fundulidae.